AUGAGAAAAAACAAAACCAAAUAAAUUAUUAUUUAAAAGGAAAAGGAAAAAGGAAAAGCCAUAAGCGUUAGAAAACUGUUAUAAAAUCUCUGUUUCCAUCGUCUAAAAAAACGGAAAAUAUUAUUAAAAUUGGGAACUUUCUCUCUCUCUUUCUGUCUUGGUUUUUAGAGAGACAGAAAGUGAAGAUGAUAAAAAUCUUGUUCACAUAUUAAUAAAAUAUAUAUAAUAAUUGUAAUAAUUUGUAUAUUUAUAUAUAUGGAUGAGAAUGAGAUUCCUAUAAUGCAAAAACCUAUAGCUUAGAAAAAAGGGAGUGAGAGAUAGGAAGAGAAAGGGAGAGAUUGGGAAAUGUGGGAUAAUCGAAGCUCUAGAGUAAUGUGAAUUAGGGUUUUGGAAAUUUUUGUCAGAGAUCGGGUGUCGCCGAAAUUUCCGGGAGCGAAAAAUCGGGUCGGAUUUUGAUUCACUCAACAAGGGAAAAGUUUUAUGUUCUGCACAUUCUCUCAAAUGGUGUUCAGAGAUUCACUUAAGAAGCCAAAGAUGAAAGUAGAAGGGGCAGAACAUGAAUCACAAGUAAUGGCUUGUUUGCAAGGUCACGUUUCAUUGCAGCCUACAGUGUCUUUUAAUCAUAAUUUGAGAAUUUUGCAAGAUGAUUGGCAUAUAUUUACACAUAUUCUCUUGGCUAGUAAAACUAAUAUGAAAGGUGUUGGGCAAGGUUUGCUGGACAAGGAAGUGCGAGCUUUAACUUUUGGUUAUAUAGGACAAAAUGGAAAGGAACCUAUAAUUGUGGCAAGAUCUGGGGAAAAUCAUGAUCGACAAUCAUCGGAUAACAGUCUCCUACCAGGUCUUAAUGAUGACAUAGCAGUGGACAUUGUGGCCCGGAGCAGCAGAUCUGACUACCCAAAUCUGGCUCAUUUAAAUAGAAAAUUUAGGUCACUCAUUGGCAGUGGAUAUUUAUAUAAACUGAGACGUCAGCUUGUCAUAAUUGAACACUGGGUUUAUUUAGCCUGUAAUAUGAUGCCUUGGGAAGCUUUUGAUCCUGUGAGACAGAAGUGGAUGAGACUGCCUAGGAUUCCAUGUGAUGAUUGUUUUACUUCUGCUGAUAAAGAGUCUCUGGCAGUGGGGACUGAAUUACUUGUUUUUGGUCGUGAGUUAUCAGGAUUUGCUAUUUGGAUGUAUAGUUUGAUUACCCACGAUUGGUCUAGAUGCCCCCUAAUGAAUUUGCCUAGGUGUUUGUUUGGUUCUAGUAGCCUUGGGGAGAUUGCCAUUGUAGCUGGGGGAAGUGAUAAGAAUGGCAAUGUUCUAAAAUCUGCUGAGCUCUACAAUUCUGAACUGGGUACUUGGCAAACAUUGCCAGAUAUGAACUUUCCACGUAAACUGUGUUCUGGUUUCUUUAUGGAUGGAAAAUUUUAUGUCAUUGGGGGCAUGUCGAGUCAUACAGAUUGUUUGACUUGUGGUGAAGAGUACAAUAUUGAGACAAGGUCAUGGAGGAGGAUAGAAAAUAUGUACCCUGGUUGCAAUGCAGGUACAUUUCAUCCUGCUAUGUGCUCUCCUCCUUUAGUUGCUGUUGUAAAUAAUCAACUUUACUCUGCUGACCAAGCAACUAAUGAAGUGAAGAAAUAUGACAAGGUUAAUAACUCAUGGAGUGUUGUGAAGAGGCUACCUGUUAGGGCUGACUCUUCAAAUGGUUGGGGACUGGCAUUUAAAGCAUGUGGUAACAGUUUACUAGUAAUAGGAGCUGGAGGACAUGGAGGACGUGCUGAUGGAGUAAUUGUUCUGCGUUCUUGGGAUCCAGAGGAGGGAAACUCGGAUGGACCAGAGUGGAAUGUGCUUGCUGUCAAGGAGCGAGCAGGUGCUUUCGUGUACAAUUGUGCAGUAAUGGGUUGUUAAUGAUUUGCCACACAUAUUUGGUGCAAGCAUCUGACUUGUGGAAGACCAGCAAGCCUUUAUCAAACCUAUGAUUUUUAUUUUCUCAGUAUCAUUAAUUUGUUAUUUUUCUUCUUUUUCUCAUUUAUGGUUCUUCAGAAGAAUAAUUGACCUGAAAUCAAUUUCCGAAAGUUGGCGACUGAUUGUGUAGAUCCCAUUACUGGAAGUGGAAGAUUUAACGUCAUACCGAGUAAUGAGUGUACUUUGGCAUUGAAUUCAUUUCUUUGAAUCAGACAGUGUAAUUCUUGGUUCUGGAUUCAAAUAACCUGAAGGUAGGUACUAUUUUAAUGCAUUGCUUUUUAUGUUCAUUGAAUUGCAUUGAAGUAUGUGGAUGUCAUAGUUUUUUAUUAAAUUGUGUAUAAUUCUGAGAGUUGUUUUUGAGUUGAAGACAGGUAGGAUGUUUCAAUGUGAAGCAGGAAUAAGUUUGAAUGGAAGGAGGCUAUCAUAUGGGUUAGAUAGGCAGAUGAGGGUUGUUACUUGUGUUUUGAGAGUCAUUGGAGCCGAGGGCAGCUCAUUGUGCUAAGUAAUUAUUAAGAGAGUGGUAGGGACGUUGGCUGUGUUAUUGGUGUAUAGGGCUGGAUGGCACAUGGUAGGCUAUGGAUAGUAUACUAAUGGGUUUAGCUAGAGCUAUAGCCUAAAGGUAAGGAUAAAAUUUAUUUGAAUUAUUAUUUAAUAUGUAAAAAAUGUGGAUGGCCCAGCUCUGAAAUUUGAUCGGAAUUCAAUGCAACCCCAAGGUUUUCUUUUGAUAGAGUUUUGAUAGAAAUGGAAGAAAAAAAUUUGUAC
Durio zibethinus is the source of this 2703-nucleotide messenger RNA. RefSeq names its product F-box/kelch-repeat protein At5g60570-like. Gene Ontology annotation, cellular component: nucleus. Lineage: Eukaryota; Viridiplantae; Streptophyta; Magnoliopsida; Malvales; Malvaceae. The record is from RefSeq and is a predicted model, not a curated record. Gene Ontology annotation, molecular function: protein binding.